Pongo pygmaeus (Bornean orangutan) is the source of this 9075-nucleotide messenger RNA. RefSeq names its product ATPase phospholipid transporting 11A (gene ATP11A). Gene Ontology annotation, biological process: phospholipid translocation. Gene Ontology annotation, cellular component: recycling endosome; plasma membrane; endoplasmic reticulum. The coding region runs from base 367 to 3957 and encodes 1196 amino acids. The record is from RefSeq and is a predicted model, not a curated record. NCBI's taxonomy places the organism in Eukaryota, Metazoa, Chordata, Mammalia, Primates, Hominidae. Gene Ontology annotation, molecular function: ATP hydrolysis activity; ATP binding; ATPase-coupled intramembrane lipid carrier activity. The transcript has 29 exons.
GGCCGGGGAGGAGGAGACUCGGGAGGAGCAGAGCGCAGGCUCCGCCGCGGCCGGGGUGCUCCAGCCGAGCCCAACCGAGCGGGCGGACCGACGGGGAGAGAGAAGGCGCCAGAGCGCGCGCGCGGCCCCGAGCAGCAGCCUUGCCGCCAGUGGAGCAGGGGCCGACGCGCGGGGCCGCGGACCCAGCAUUCGCCGGCCGGGCCGGGCAUGAGCGCGGAGGGGCCGCGGCCGCCCCCUGCACCGCCCGGCGCGCCGAGGCCGUGACCGGAGCGGGGGGCGCGGCCGCACUAGUACCCCGGAGCCCAUGGGCGCGCCGAGCCGGGCGCGGGGGCGCUGAACGGCGGAGCGGGAGCGGCCGGAGGAGCCAUGGACUGCAGCCUCGUGCGGACGCUCGUGCACAGAUACUGUGCAGGAGAAGAGAAUUGGGUGGACAGCAGGACCAUCUACGUGGGACACAGGGAGCCACCUCCGGGCGCAGAGGCCUACAUCCCACAGAGAUACCCAGACAACAGGAUCGUCUCGUCCAAGUACACAUUUUGGAACUUUAUACCCAAGAAUUUAUUUGAACAAUUCAGAAGAGUAGCCAACUUUUAUUUCCUUAUCAUAUUUCUGGUGCAGUUGAUUAUUGAUACACCCACAAGUCCAGUGACAAGCGGACUUCCACUCUUCUUUGUCAUUACCGUGACGGCUAUCAAACAGGGUUAUGAAGACUGGCUUCGACAUAAAGCGGACAAUGCCAUGAACCAGUGUCCUGUUCAUUUCAUUCAGCACGGCAAGCUUGUUCGGAAACAAAGUCGAAAGCUGCGAGUUGGGGACAUUGUCAUGGUCAAGGAGGACGAGACCUUUCCCUGCGACUUGAUCUUCCUUUCCAGCAACCGGGGAGAUGGGACGUGCCACGUCACCACUGCCAGCUUGGAUGGAGAAUCCAGCCAUAAAACACAUUACGCGGUCCAGGACACCAAAGGCUUCCACACGGAGGAGGAUAUCGGCGGACUUCACGCCACCAUCGAGUGUGAGCAGCCCCAGCCCGACCUCUACAAGUUUGUGGGUCGCAUCAACGUUUACAGUGACCUGAAUGACCCCGUGGUGAGGCCCUUAGGAUCGGAAAACUUGCUGCUUAGAGGAGCUACACUGAAGAACACUGAGAAAAUCUUUGGUGUGGCUAUUUACACGGGCAUGGAAACCAAGAUGGCAUUAAAUUAUCAAGCAAAGUCUCAGAAGCGAUCUGCCGUGGAAAAAUCGAUGAAUGCGUUCCUCGUUGUGUAUCUCUGCAUUCUGAUCAGCAAAGCCCUGAUAAACACUGUGCUGAAAUACGUGUGGCAGAGUGAGCCCUUUCGGGAUGAGCCGUGGUAUAAUCAGAAAACGGAGUCGGAAAGGCAGAGGAAUCUGUUCCUCAAGGCGUUCACGGACUUCCUGGCCUUCAUGGUCCUCUUUAACUACAUCAUCCCCGUGUCCAUGUACGUCACGGUCGAGAUGCAGAAGUUCCUUGGCUCUUACUUCAUCACCUGGGACGAAGACAUGUUUGACGAGGAGACUGGUGAGGGGCCUCUGGUGAACACGUCGGACCUCAAUGAAGAGCUGGGACAGGUGGAGUACAUCUUCACAGACAAGACCGGCACCCUCACGGAAAACAACAUGGAGUUCAAGGAGUGCUGCAUCGAAGGCCACGUCUACGUGCCCCACGUCAUCUGCAACGGGCAGGUCCUCCCAGAGUCCUCAGGAAUCGACAUGAUUGACUCGUCCCCCAGCGUCAACGGGAGGGAGCGCGAGGAGCUGUUUUUCCGGGCCCUCUGUCUCUGCCACACCGUCCAGGUGAAAGACGAUGACAACGUAGAUGGCCCCAGGAAAUCGCCGGACGGGGGGAAAUCCUGUGUGUACAUCUCAUCCUCGCCCGACGAGGUGGCGCUGGUCGAAGGUGUCCAGAGACUUGGCUUUACCUACCUGAGGCUGAAGGACAAUUACAUGGAGAUAUUAAACAGGGAGAACCACAUCGAAAGGUUCGAAUUGCUGGAAAUUUUGAGUUUUGACUCAGUUAGAAGGAGAAUGAGUGUAAUUGUAAAAUCUGCUACAGGAGAAAUUUAUCUGUUUUGCAAAGGAGCAGAUUCUUCGAUAUUCCCCCGAGUGAUAGAAGGCAAAAUUGACCAGAUCCGAGCCAGAGUGGAGCGUAACGCAGUGGAGGGGCUCCGAACUUUGUGUGUUGCUUAUAAAAGGCUGAUCCAAGAAGAAUAUGAAGGCAUUUGUAAACUGCUGCAGGCUGCCAAAGUGGCCCUUCAAGAUCGAGAGAAAAAGUUAGCAGAAGCCUAUGAGCAAAUAGAGAAAGAUCUUACUCUGCUUGGUGCUACGGCUGUUGAGGACCGGUUGCAGGAGAAAGCUGCGGACACCAUCGAGGCCCUGCAGAAGGCCGGGAUCAAGGUCUGGGUUCUCACGGGAGACAAGAUGGAAACGGCCGCGGCCACGUGCUACGCCUGCAAGCUCUUCCGCAGGAACACGCAGCUGCUGGAACUGACCACUAAGAGGAUCGAGGAGCAGAGCCUGCACGAUAUCCUGUUCGAGCUGAGCAAGACGGUCCUGCGCCACAGCGGGAGCCUGACCAGAGACAACUUCUCCGGGUACUCUAACAGACUUUCAGCAGAUAUGCAGGACUACGGUUUAAUUAUCGAUGGAGCUGCACUGUCUCUGAUAAUGAAGCCUCGAGAAGAUGGGAGUUCCGGCAACUACAGGGAGCUCUUCCUGGAAAUCUGCCGGAGCUGCAGCGCGGUGCUCUGCUGCCGCAUGGCGCCCUUGCAGAAGGCUCAGAUUGUUAAAUUAAUCAAAUUUUCAAAAGAGCACCCAAUCACGUUAGCAAUUGGCGACGGUGCAAAUGAUGUCAGCAUGAUUCUGGAAGCGCACGUGGGCAUAGGUGUCAUCGGCAAGGAAGGCCGCCAGGCUGCCAGGAACAGCGACUAUGCAAUCCCAAAGUUUAAGCAUUUGAAGAAGAUGCUGCUUGUUCACGGGCAUUUUUAUUACAUUAGGAUAUCUGAGCUCGUGCAGUACUUCUUUUAUAAGAACGUCUGCUUCAUCUUCCCUCAGUUUUUAUACCAGUUCUUCUGUGGGUUUUCACAACAGACUUUGUACGACACCGCGUAUCUGACCCUCUACAACAUCAGCUUCACCUCCCUCCCCAUCCUCCUGUACAGCCUCAUGGAGCAGCAUGUUGGCAUCGACGUGCUCAAGAGAGACCCGACCCUGUACAGGGACGUCGCCAAGAAUGCCCUGCUGCGCUGGCGUGUGUUCAUCUACUGGACGCUCCUGGGACUGUUUGACGCACUGGUGUUCUUCUUUGGUGCUUAUUUCGUGUUUGAAAAUACAACUGUGACAAGCAACGGGCAGAUAUUUGGAAACUGGACGUUUGGGACGCUGGUAUUCACCGUGAUGGUGUUCACAGUUACACUAAAGCUUGCAUUAGACACACACUACUGGACUUGGAUCAACCAUUUUGUCAUUUGGGGGUCGCUGCUGUUCUACGUCAUCUUUUCGCUUCUCUGGGGAGGAGUGAUCUGGCCGUUCCUCAACUACCAGAGGAUGUACUACGUGUUCAUCCAGAUGCUGUCCAGCGGGCCCGCCUGGCUGGCCAUCGUGCUGCUGGUGACCAUCAGCCUCCUUCCCGAUGUCCUCAAGAAAGUCCUGUGCCGGCAGCUGUGGCCAACAGCAACAGAGAGAGUCCAGCAGAAUGGGUGCGCACAGCCUCGGGACCGCGACUCAGAAUUCACCCCUCUUGCCUCUCUGCAGAGCCCAGGCUACCAGAGCACCUGUCCCUCGGCCACCUGGUACAGCUCCUGCUCUCAGCAGGUGACACUCGCAGCCUGGAAGGAGAAGGUGUCCACGGAGCCCCCGCCCACCCUCAGCGGUUCCCGUCACCGCUGCAGUUCCAUCCCAAGUCACAGCUGCCCUGGGUCCCAUGUGGGAAUGCUCGUGUGAUGGAUGGUCCUAAGCCUGUGGAGACUGUGCACGUGCCUCUUCCUGGCCCCCAGCAGGCAGGGAGGGGGGUCACAGGCCCUGCCCUCGAGCGUGGCACGCUGGCCGCCUGGACCCAGCACUGUGGUUGUUGAGCCACACCGGUGGUCUCCGGGCAUUCGGCUCAACGCAGGAGGGACAUUCUGCUGGCCAACCCUGCGCGCUGUCAUGCAGAGGCCAUUCCCCCAGGCCUGUGUCUUCCCCCACCUGCCGUCAUCGGCCUUUGCUGUCACUGGGAGAGAAGAGCCGUCCAGGGACCCAUGGUGGACCACAUGUGGACACCACAUGCUGCUGUUUCCUGCUUGUGCGGCCGCCACCUGUGCUCUCCAUAGGGCGAGGUAGAGCCAUGGCAGUGCGUCCUUUACUCAACAACCCUCCAAUCCUCAUGCUGUGGGAAGGUCCGGGUCACUCGGAUACCAUCAUCCCUGCGGAUGCACGGCCGUACCCUGCUCAUCUGGGAGUGGUUUCCCUGCGGUUACGUCCAAGUCCGCCUGCCCUGUGCGUCGGGGCUGGCUGAGUUUCGGUCUCCCCACCACCGGCCGCCUCGUGGAGAAGGCAGUGCCACAUGGGAGGACAAGGCCACGCUGGCAGCUUCUAGCCCUGCAGCAAAAGUGCCAGGAUGUCCAUCAGCCACUCACCAGGGCACGGAGCCGUCAGUCCACUGUUACGCGAGAAUGUUGAUCUCACGGGUGCGAGGGCCGGGAGACAGAUACUUGGCUGUGAUGAGCAGACAUCCUCUGUCCCCGUGGAGGGGUCAACACCAAGGUGGUGUUUGUGCACCAGAACCUGUCUCGGGCUGAUGGGGGCGGCCCACAGGACAUGGGUGGAUCCCAACAGGCAGCACUGCACCUCCACCCACCUCCCGCGCUGCAGCUCUGCCCACCGGGCUCUGUGUCCCCACGUCCCCACGUCCCCACGUCCCCUCGUCCCCUCGUCCCCUCGUCCCCACGUCCCCUCGUCCCGUCCCCAUGUCACCUUGUCCUCACGUCCCCUUGUCCCGUCACCUCAUCCCCAUGUCCCCUCGUCACCUCAUCCCGUCCCCUCAUCCGCUUGUCCCCACAUCUCCUCAUCCCCACGUCCCCUCAUCCUCACGUCCCCACGUCCCCACGUCCCCAUGUCCCCUCAUCCCCACGUCCCCUCGUCCCCCCGUCCCCACGUCCCCACGUCCCCUCGUCCCCUCGUCCCCACGCAGGGCUCUCCUUCGUCUUAGGAUCUGUCCAGCGCUGCUCUGGGUGGCUUAGCAACCCGAGGGCUGCUGUGAUAGGAAGUCCCUGUUGCUUUCUGUACUGGCAUUUCUAUUUCUAGAAAUAAUCUUUGACGUAGCCUUAAUGGUCCUUAAAGAAGACAUUUCAGUGUGAGAUUCAGACUUCAGACGCUGAAACUGCUGCCUUUCAGGAAAGCACCACCAACGCUGGAGGAGGAGCCGGCCCUCACGCCCGCCGCCACGCUGUGAAACGGGGCUCCGGCAAGUGAAACCCAGAGGGUGUUUCUGAGGUGCUCGACAGUAGGUAUUUUUGGAAGCUCAAAUUUCACCAUUUGAUUGUAUAAUCUUUUACCUAUAAAAUAUUUAUUUGAACUAGAGGAUAAAUCAGCAGGAAGAACAGUGAACACAGUGGUUGGGAUAAAAUAAGGUGACAAAUAAACACCACACCAAAGAUGAGGGUAGUGAGCAACUGGCUUGAGCAGACAGAACGGGGAAGACUCCACUCUGUCCCGAGGGGCGAGCCGCAGGCGUCCCCAGGGCCACCCUGCCCUGAGGUCCUUGUGUGGCCACCCUGGCUUGGCAGCCCUGCCCACGCUACCCCCGCAAACAGUGGUGUGUGCAUUUUUACAGCCCUUUUUAAGAACCCAAUAUGGGCAUAAAUGUAAUACCUGUAGCGGGGGCAGAUUCUCUGUAUGUUCAGUUAACAAAUUAUUUGUAAUGUAUUUUUUUAGAAAUCUUAAAAUUGCCUUUGCACUGAAGUAUUUUCAUAGCUGUUUAUAUCUCUUUUAUUCAUUUAUUUAACAUUGUCUAAUUUAAAAAAUAGGUUUUUAAAGCUUUCAUUUUUAAGUUUAUGAAAUUUUGGCCAUUUUACAUUUAGAUUCUGGUGAGAGUUUUGACUGAAUGUUCCAGUCUCUGAUGAAUGUGAAUUUUCAGAUUUGAUUUUAUUCUCUACACACACUUCUUCCUUUCUUGGUAUUUCUGGUGGCAGUGAUUAGUUGAACAGCAUAUUUAAGGCAGGAUAAUUUGCUACAUUUUUUCUUUACAAUUUGUUGCAAUUUCAUCUGCUUUCUAUGUUUCAUUGUUAAUUGCCAUCCUUCAGCCUUAAAAAUAGAAGAUUCUCACGUGAAGGUUUAGUAAGUUGGGUCCCAGCUCUGCCUGUGUGGAGAUAGUCACCAUGUACCUCUGACAACAAGUCUUAGUGUGAAAGUCACUAAACUUUUACACACUCCCAAACGUCUUUUAAAAAAUUGCUUGGGAAAUUAUUAAAUGAAUGUGCCUGAUCAUUUGAAAUAACAAGGGGCACGAGAUAAAAAAGAAUAGGACGAGAAGAUCCUCAGUGAAUGACGUUGCAGGGUCUUCAUGCAAUUUUUCACCUCGCAGUAGUUAGUAUUUACUUGCCUUAAACUAACUUUGAAGCAAGUAAUGUCAACUUUGAGCACUUUGUUGAGUUUUGAAAAAUCUUAUUUGCUGCUGCACAGGUUAAUAAAUUAUCAAUUUGUAAUUCAGCAUGUUGGUCAGAGACACGGUCACCGAUUCACACCCAGUCCCUGCCACAGACCAUCUCAGACACACACAGUGGGCCUGCUGCAUGUGUGUUCCCUGGCUUUUGGCUCCAUGCUCACUCGUAGCCAUGUCCACAUGGGGGCUUGCACACAGGAACACACGCAUACAUAUGUACAUGUACACACCACAGACAUGCAAGCUCCUGCACACAUGCAUGCAUACAAACGUGUACACAAGUGUGAGCUCCUACAUGCAUACACACAUGCACACACGUGUACAUACACCAAAGCAUGUGUGACCUACAGACAUGCAGUACAUGCACAUGUGUACACACACCACAGACACGCGUGUGCACACUCCUACACAAUGCAUAUGCACAUACCAUGAACAGCGUAAGUUCCUACACACGGACGUGUGAUACACACAUGCAUGUACAGGUAAGCACACAUGUACAAGCUCCUACAGGCUUGCUGUCACACACGUGUAUGCACACCAGAAAGACGUAUGAGCUUCUACUCAUGCACACAUGCAUACACACAUAUGCACACGUACAUUCACUACAAACACGUGCAGCCUCCUGCACACAUGCACAUUCAUGUGUACACACACCACAAACGAGUUCCCAGACGUGUAAACACACGUGCGCACACCAUACAUGUGAGCUCCCACACGUACACACAGAUGCACAUGUACACGCCCCAAACAUACAUGCAGGCUCCUGCACACAUGAAUACACACGCACACAUGCACAUGUACACACCCCAAACGCACAGGCUUCUACACACAUGCACACACGUGUGUACACCACAAACAUGAGUUCCCAGACAUGUAAACAUGUGUGCACACCAUACACACGUGAGCUCCCACACGUGUACACGUGCACAUGUACACACCACAAACGCAUGCGCAGGCUCCUGCAUACGUGAAUACAUACACGCACACACGUAUACACACACGUGCCACAAACAAGUGCACACUGUCCUGGUGUCCUGCACUGCAUCCUGCCUCCUUCCUGAGGCAUGGGACGGGCAUGGGAAGAUGGGGCUCCCUGGCCCCCAGCCAUGCCUCCCUGAGAUGAAGAGUCCCCCUCCUGGCAGAAUGUCUGGGCUUUGCAGAGCAGGCCCCAGGGGUGAGUCGCAGCUCCACUUAACCAGCUGCUCUGUGAGCAACGCUUCGUGCCCUGGACAAGGCCCUUUCCCCUUUAGGGAGGUCCAGCCUCGCAAGCUGAAACCUCCCCUCGGCUCAGCCCUAUACCAGGCGGCCACAGCAGGACUGGCCACACCCACGCGGCACCUCAUCCCUGCACGCGUCAGGGAGCACGGCCAGCCUUCUGCCACGAGCCAUCUGGGAAGGGCCGUGGCCUCCUAAAGCCCCAGUCAACCCAGCCUGUGUCUGAGCAGACAGGGCAAACAAGCAGGCCACACCGUCUCGAGGGAGGAGGCCAGAUGCAGCCAGCUUCUCCGACAGGGUGACCAUCCGCUCGGCUUGCUGAGCAUUUAAACAAAUGUUUAGACAGGCUGUGGUGACUCCUCUGAGUUCAGCCUUGGCCGGGGGUCUGGUGCCGUAGCAGGAAACCUCCAGCCUUGUUCUUCAAACCACUCAGCUCAUAUGUUUUGCACUGACUAGUAUUGAAUAAUACAACCACUUUUAUUUAACGUUAAUAUUAUUUAUUUGACAACUCAGUGUCUAACAGCUUGAUAUGCAGGUCCUUGCAUCCUACGUUUCUUUAGGAAGUUACCCAUUUGUAACUUUAAAAACAGGAAAAAUAUCAGUUGGCAAAUGUAAUCUUUUUUUUUUUUUAAGCUAAAGGUGGGUGAACUGGAAUGAAAAUAUUUCUGAUAUUGUGUCUAUAAGCAGCCUUGAUGGGAAGUGUCAUGAAAGUGUGAUUCUACUUUUGCAGAAAAAUCUAAAGAUCAAUUUAUAUAGCUUUAUUUUUUACUUUAUCAAAGUAUACAGAAUUUUAAUAUGCAUAUGUUGUGUCUGACUUAUAAUGUCUGCGUUACCAUUUAAAAUGUCUAUUCAUUAUGUAAUGUAAUAAAAGAAGGUCUUCAAAAAUGUAUUUAACAUGAAUGGUAUCCAUAGUUGUCAUCAUCAUAAAUACUGGAGUUUAUUUUUAAAUUAUUAAACAUAGUAGGUACAUUAACAUAAAUCAGUCUCCACACAGUAACAUUUAACUGGUAAUUCAUUAAUCUGCUUUGAAAAAUUGAAUUGUUAAUUAAACCAAAUCUAACAUUUCUGUAAAGUUUAUUUUGUAUGCUCCUGUUUUUAACUUUUAUUUCUGUAGAUAAACUGACUUGAUAAUAUUAUAUUGGCCUUUUCUCUAGAUUAUCUAAGCAGGAGACCUGAAUCUGCUUGCAAUAAAGAAUAAAAAUCUG